Messenger RNA from Tripterygium wilfordii, 1067 nucleotides. Its product is annotated as PRKR-interacting protein 1-like. Bases 197 to 721 code for a protein of 174 amino acids. The record is from RefSeq and is a predicted model, not a curated record. Lineage: Eukaryota; Viridiplantae; Streptophyta; Magnoliopsida; Celastrales; Celastraceae. The transcript is spliced from 2 exons. Gene Ontology annotation, cellular component: nucleolus. Gene Ontology annotation, molecular function: double-stranded RNA binding; protein kinase inhibitor activity; protein kinase binding. Gene Ontology annotation, biological process: negative regulation of protein kinase activity.
CCGCCCGCGCAACACACAGAUUGCCUUGGUGAGCUUUGGCCGGGAAGAUUGUCUUGGUUAGGGUUUCACAAAUUCAUGUUAUAGCUUGGGAAUUCUUUUCUUCUUGGUUUAAUUUAAUCCUGUUUAGGGUUUGGUGUUUGUCUAAAUACAUUCUGUCUAGAGAGGGGAACCUCAAACCGGAAAGUUUUGAGGAAAAAUGUCCACGGGUAGGCCUAAGGACGGGGACUUGCAGCUGGUGGCGGCACCUGAAAAAUCAAAGUCGCUACUCCUUCCACCUCGGCCUCCAGCGUCGGCUGCGGGAUCAACGGCGCUUGUGGAAUACACGCCGGUCUUGAAGGAAGAGGAGGAGGAUCUGGAGAUCAAGCUCCGGCGAAUCCUUGAGAAUGUUCCGGUCCGUGUCAACAAUACCUCUGGUAGCUCUGCUGGUUCUGGUUCAGGUGACUUCCACCAGUAUCGGCAAAUGAGAAGGAAGGAACAAGAUCGGCUUGCCAGAAUGGAUGUUGACUACCAGAAAAAGAAGGAGAUAGCAGAAUUCAACAUGAGGAGGGAGGAAAGAUUGAAAGCUGCAGAGGAACGAACUGCAAAGAAGCGUUUGAAACGUCAAAAGAAAAGGAACAGGAAAAAGGAAAAGAAGACCCAGUUGAAUGCCGGUGGAGAAGAGCAUCAGAAUGAAGAACCUUCAGAAGACGAGGAUGACUUGGAUAACAACGCAGAAAACUAAACGAGCUUUUAUUGAAUUCGUUUCUCCAGCCCGCUGUUCAAACUUCAACAGGUAUCCACGGUGUCUAGUAAGUUCCAAAUCCUAGAGGGAGAUGAUUGGGAGAAAACAACAGAAAUGGUUGAUAAGCCUGAAAGGAUUUGCUCUACUUUGUUUCCUUGAAAGUGAUGGAAUGUAAUUCAUUCUAUGUUAAUACUCAUCUACAUCAAUGCCUUACAAAUGGUGAAGAAUCUUGAUGGAAUGGAAUGAAACUCUGAAGCUUUUAAUCACCACUUGUAAUUGAGUGGUUGAUGUGUAUAAUUUUGUGAGAUUCGAUUUGAACUCAGUUUGAAGUUUGAAUUUUUUUAAA